Andrographis paniculata is the source of this 1313-nucleotide messenger RNA. RefSeq names its product cinnamoyl-CoA reductase 1. The transcript is spliced from 5 exons. Gene Ontology annotation, molecular function: oxidoreductase activity, acting on the CH-OH group of donors, NAD or NADP as acceptor. The record is from RefSeq and is a predicted model, not a curated record. Bases 80 to 1069 code for a protein of 329 amino acids. NCBI's taxonomy places the organism in Eukaryota, Viridiplantae, Streptophyta, Magnoliopsida, Lamiales, Acanthaceae.
AGCUUCCUUUACUCGUAAAUUCCUUCAGUGGAUCACUCUCGAUUUUCUCUGUGGAGUACUCAUUGUAUAGGUGCAAACGAUGCCGGCGGUUACCGGAAAAGUCGUCUGUGUCACCGGCGCUGGAGGAUUCAUCGCGUCGUGGUUGGUGAAACUUCUGCUUGAAAGAGGCUACACGGUCAGAGGAACCGUCAGAAAUCCAGAGGAUCCGAAGAAUUCGCAUUUAAGAGGACUUGAAGGAGCGGAUGAAAGGCUGAUUCUGUGCAAGGCUGAACUUAGCGACUACGAGAGCUUGCGUGCAGCUAUUAGUGGUUGCGACGGCGUUUUCCACACGGCCUCGCCUGUCACCGACGAUCCAGAGCAAAUGGUGGAGCCGGCGGUGAAUGGCGCCAAAAACGUGAUAACCGCCGCCGCUGAGGCCAAAGUCCGCCGUGUGGUGUUAACCUCCUCCAUUGGUGCAGUGUACAUGGAUCCAAAUAGAGACCCUGAUAAAGUUGUGGAUGAAACUUGCUGGAGUGACCUUGAGUUCUGCAAAAAUACUAAGAAUUGGUAUUGCUACGGGAAGGCGGUGGCUGAGCAAGCGGCGUGGGAUUGCGCCAAGGAAUUAGGAGUGGACAUGGUGGCGAUCAACCCGGUGCUCGUUCUCGGGCCAUUGCUGCAACGCACCGUGAAUGCUAGCGUUCUUCAUAUACUCAAGUACCUGACCGGCUCUGCCAAGACUUAUGCCAACUCUGUCCAAGCCUAUGUUCAUGUCAAGGAUGUCGCAUUGGCUCACAUAAUCCUAUACGAAACGCCAGCUGCAUCGGGACGGUACCUCUGCGCCGAGAGCGUGCUCCACCGCGGCGAGGUGGUGGAGAUUCUUGCCAAGUUGUUCCCGGAAUAUCCCAUCCCUACCAAGUGCUCUGAUGAGAAGAACCCAAGAAAGAAACCAUACAAAUUCUCCAACCAAAAGCUCCGAGAUCUUGGCCUGGAAUUCACACCUGUCAAGCUGUGUUUAUACGACACUGUCAAAAGCCUCGAGGAACAUGGCCACAUCCCAAUCCCCGAUCACAAUCAACACCCACCCUCUUAACCUCUGUCUCUAUUGGUCUGUCUUCUUUGCUUCCAUCACCAUCAGUGAAGCUACCAAACCCCCAUUUCUAUAACCCUAUCUACAUACCCUCCAAUAGAUACAUAUUUAUAUACAUAUAUAUCAUUAUGUGUUUGUGCCAAUCAUUUGUGUGUUCACUCCAAAGACUGCUCAUUGAUAAUUAAUUUGUGUUACCAUUGUUGCUGAUAAAUGACUAAGAUGGCUUAUUAUUAGCCCUUUUUCUUUA